GCCAAAGAAAGGCACAGGUCUGCUAAAAUGAGCUAGUGGGCAAUUUGUGCGACUGUUUCUGUAUUUUUGCGUUGAUUUUUCUAAUUUAUUGAUGAGUAAUAACCUAAUGUGUUGUUCUUCUAUGUUAUCUAUCUGAAGUACAUUUAAACGGCAGUGUGGCUCCUUUUAACCGUGCCUAGCUAACUAACUAGCUAAGGCAGCAUCUGUUUUUGUUGUGGCCUGUGUCUGUCUGCGUGGUUCUGCUCUAAAGCCACUUUCACCCGAAGGAAAUGGCACACCGUACAAGCUGAACCGAGGAGCAUUUUCAACAAAAUGAUUCUUUAAGGAGCAGUGAAUUGCUCAGCUGAUGAGAGGUCACUGAACUCACCAUGGAGUUGUACUGGUACAUAGUUGUGGUUGUAUUCAUCAUCAUCAAAAUCUUUUUCUAUGUUUGCUGGUACCGGUCCACACAGAGGCAGCUGGCAGCCUUCCUGAGAACUCCUCGCAAUGCUCAAAUCGUCAUUGUGGGAGGAAGAGCAUACCUCCAUCAGAUGUGUGAAAGACAGAGUGAUGAUUUGUCAGUAGAAGAGGCCUCUUCAGCUCUACCCGCUGCUCCCUCCUUCUCACACUUGGACAUGCCACCUCCAUAUGAUGCUGUUUCUAGAGAGGACGAGCUAAAGCCCCCUCCGUACAGUGAGUGCACCCGCAGUGACAGUGCAGCAGUAAGCAGAGAAGGAGCAGCCUCUAUAAGCGCUACAGAAGCCCCUCCUCCUUAUACCCCAUCUCCUCCAAGACAUGCCCCCCCAACCCCCGCACAGCCAGACAACCAGGGCUAGGUCUGUUCCUCUCUGGUACCGAUCUCAAUACCAAUUUGCCUUUCUAUUCUUUAGGUUAUAGUUAGAGACACACUGAAGUGUAGUGUGAGUGUGUUUUUAUUACUUCAUAAGGUGCAAUGAGGGCAGUAUGUGAUGUCAGCUUUGUGUCUGGCUCAAGCCUUAUAGCUGAGGCCAUUGACGCUGCCCUCAAGCUAUGGCUGUAAAAUCCCUUAACGCCAUGGUGAUUCAGAGUCAUAAAAAUAUUCUGUCCAUAAGCGUUAACACUUACAAUCCAGUCUGUUCAUAUGCAGUACAUUAUUUUCAAUUGACAUCAAGAAUAUUUAUACUGUCAACCUGUUUUAUAAUGGAAAGGCAAGGUGUUUAAAUCAAAUGGGGAAGACUUUUGUAAGAGACUCAAGUGCCUUCAUGUCACUAGCUGAAAGUGGGUCAAAAUGAUGAUUAUAAAGGGAACGCAGCUACUAUCAGCUUUGCAGUAGAACAAAUGCACUGUUUUCAUCUAGUCCAUGCAAACUGAGAUUUUUUCAUGUUUGGUGUUUGUUAUAGAUACUCUAGUUUUGCUUGAACAUGCGCUUUUUACAUGUGUCUUUGUGUAUUUCACAUAGUAACAUAUCCAAGUUACUAUUUCACAAUUCAAACUCAAUCUACCGUUUUACAUUUUACAAAGAUGCAAGUUUCAUGCUCAACUCAAAUCAAAGAGGCUUCUACUUUUAAAUCCUUUAACUUCAUAUCAUAAUUCCUAAUCCUUUGACAGACAUUCCUGACCAAUUUUGUAUGAAAAAAUGUAUGUAUGUAUAAAAGUUUGUCUCUGUUACUGUUUUUGUGUUACAUGUAGACGUUUAUAAUGAAAUUCAAGUAAACUAUACUUUUCUAAACUAC
Messenger RNA from Boleophthalmus pectinirostris (great blue-spotted mudskipper), 1691 nucleotides. RefSeq lists its product as uncharacterized. The record is from RefSeq and is a predicted model, not a curated record. The transcript has 5 exons. The coding region runs from base 369 to 815 and encodes 148 amino acids. Lineage: Eukaryota; Metazoa; Chordata; Actinopteri; Gobiiformes; Gobiidae.